Messenger RNA from Ctenocephalides felis (cat flea), 422 nucleotides. RefSeq lists its product as uncharacterized. The transcript is spliced from 4 exons. NCBI's taxonomy places the organism in Eukaryota, Metazoa, Arthropoda, Insecta, Siphonaptera, Pulicidae. The coding region runs from base 27 to 404 and encodes 125 amino acids. The record is from RefSeq and is a predicted model, not a curated record.
GUGAUGUGACAAAGUAGGAUGCAGUCAUGAAGUCUGCUAUUUUGUAUCCCUAUGGUUCCUUGCACGGACGCUACUGCUGCGGCCUGCUCCAUGCAAAACACCUUGCCGCCGCCAGUGGCGUUUAUUCCUUGAAUAUCUCUAUCUUGGUAGUGUUGAUUUAUUCCUGGAGAAUUGGAAUCAAUAUCAAUAAAUACAGUGAGCUUGAGGAAGUUUACUAUGGGGUUCAAAUGGCGUAUCUGGCAAUAAUAGUCACGCAACUUUGCAUGGUAAUCCUGAGCAUGAUGCUGCUAUUUGGAAUUUAUAAGAUUUCAAACAUGCGGAUUGCUUCGCAUAAAUUUACUUGGCGCAAUCUAACGAACUUAGAAUCUUUGUCUUUUGUUAGUGGAGUGUAUUUAUGCAAAUGAACAUUUUCAGUGCAAUUG